AUGCAGAAUGCACGAUCGCCAAAGGAAUUGAAAUCGAGUACAAAAGCAUCAAACUUGGAAGUUGAUCAGACAAGCCUGAAUCCGAAAUCGUCGCCACUUUCAGGAAAGCCCAAUAUUUUUAACCCGAUACAGCAGUCUCUGGCUGGUGAUUUUUCUGGGAGUGAAGAAGAAGACGUUUCCGACGUGGAGUCAUUCAUCCUUGAGCAGGGAGAUUUGGACGAGGACGCGCUGCUAGACGCGCCUAAGUUCAUACUGCCGGCGGAGGCGGGGGACAGUCCGGAUCUUCGCGGCGUCGACGCCGAAACUCAGGCUCGCCUCGAGGCUCUGUUAGAAGCAGCAGGUGCGGACAUCAACGCGCAGACGGAGGAGACUCAGGAGACGGCGCUGACGCUAGCCUGCUGCGGCGGCUUCCUAGAGGUCGCAGACUUCCUCAUCAAGGCUGAGGCCGACAUCGAGCUGGGGGCCAGCACGCCGCUCAUGGAGGCGGCGCAGGAGGGCCACCUAGAGCUCGUACGCUACCUCCUGGAAGCCGGUGCGAACGUGCGUGCGCAGACGGCGACUGGCGAUACAGCACUCACAUACGCGUGUGAGAACGGCCACACCGACGUCGCUGAACUACUGCUGCAGUACGGAGCCGACAUCGAGCAUGAGUCUGAGGGCGGGCGUACGCCGCUGAUGAAGGCAGCGCGCGCGGGACACCUGUGCACCGUGCAGUUCCUCAACUCUCGUGGGGCGGACGUGAACAAGUUCACGACGAACAACGACCACACGGUGCUGUCGCUCGCCUGCGCCGGCGGACACCUCGCCGUCGUAGAACUCCUCCUCGCCAACGGCGCCGACCCCUCGCACAAGCUAAAGGUUAUAAAUCCUCGACAGGUUAUCGGUCGACCGGAAACGCACCUAUUUUUUUGUUUGGCCUUAUCAGUAGUCUCCGAUGCGACGGUUCGUUGCCGCGGUUCGAUUGUCGCAAACGUGAUGCGGGCGCGAAAGACCGAAGAGAAAUUUCUCGGCGAAACUGCUCUUUCGUUGCGUGAAACGGUGCUGCAAAGCAGAAUCGGCAAGUUGACAACGGUCGACGGCAAGGCAUUCACGGACCCGGAGGUGCUGCGCAAACUGACGUCAUCAGUGAGCUGUGCGCUGGACGAAGCGGCGGCGGCCCUGACGCGCAUGCGCGCCGAAAACCCCGGCUUUACUCCGUUGAUCCUGGCGGCGACGGCUGGACACGCCGGCGUCGUACAGAUCCUGCUAGACAACGGCGCGGACAUUGAGGCGGGGGCAUUCCUCGAGACGUGCUGUGCGACGGAGUUUGCCGGCGCGAAAAGUUUCCGUGCGACGAUCGUGCUCUGUUGUUUAAGUCGGGUUGCCCUCGAGGCAAGGCCAGGCAACUCGAACCGCCUCGCCGCGUCCGGCGGCUACGUCAACAUCAUCAAGCUGCUGCUGCAGCAUGCUGCCGAGAUCAACUCAAGGACUGGCAGUAAGCUAGGCAUAUCACCUCUCAUGUUGGCUGCGAUGAACGGGCACACAGCGGCGGUCAAGCUGCUGCUGGACAUGGGCUCGGACAUCAACGCGCAGAUCGAAACCAACCGCAACACGGCCCUGACCCUCGCCUGCUUCCAAGGUCGCCACGAGGUCGUCAGCCUGCUCGUGGAUCGCAGGGCCAACGUCGAACACCGGGCGAAGACGGGGCUGACGCCGCUCAUGGAGGCAGCGUCGGGCGGCUACGUGGAGGUGGGCCGCGUGCUGCUGGACAAGGGAGCGGACGUGAACGCCGCGCCCGUGCCGUCGUCACGCGACACCGCGCUCACGAUCGCCGCAGACAAGGGCCACUACCGCUUCGUGGAGCUGCUGCUGCAGCGCAGCGCCAUGGUCGACGUAAAAAACAAGAAGGGAAACUCUCCGCUAUGGCUGGCCUGCAACGGUGGUCACUUGGACGUCGUCCAGCUACUGGUGAACGCCGGUGCGGACAUCGACAGUCAGGACAACAGGAAGGUCUCCUGCCUGAUGGCGGCAUUUCGGAAGGGUCACGUCAAGGUCGUGAAGUGGCUGGUCAAGCAUGUUACACAGUUCCCCUCUGACACUGAAUGCAUGCGAUACAUAGCUACCAUAUCAGACAAGGAGUUGUUGAAGAAGUGUAACCAGUGUAUGGAGAUAAUAGUCAGUGCGAAGGUGAGGCAGGCCGAGGAAGCGAACAAGAACGCAAACUCUCUGCUCAAGGAGCUAGACCUGGAGAAGUCUCGCGAGGAGACGAAGAAAGCUGCCAAGCAGAGGAAGAAGGAGAAGGCGAAGAAGAAGAAGAAGGAGAGAGCAGCCGAACAAGCGAAAAUAGAUGAAGAACUUGAGAAACAAGAGAUGGAAGAAAACAGGAAGAAAGAAGCCCUGCAGAGAGAGAACGAAGAGAGAGAGAGACGGCAACAGAUGCUAGCACUGGAGGUGGCCGUAACGACUGCCACCACCACUACAACUAUCGGAAUGACUCUCGCGGACGGCCGAUCCUCCGUGACGGCCGGCCAGAACAACGCGAACAACAAGAACGCCAAGAACAGCAAGGAGAACCUGAACACGGCGAAGGAGAACCAGAAGAACCAGAGCAAGGACGUGCUGCAGCAGCAGCAGCAGCAGCAGAGGCUGGAGCCGGCCGACUUGCAGCAGCCGUCCAAGGACAAAGUCAGAUCUCAGAGGGAGCUCGACAGGGGGAGGAACGCGUCGGAGAGGGGCAGGACGACGAUGUCGUCGUCGAAGAAGAAGGAGAGCGCGGCGAACGGAGGAGGAGGGAUGCACGCGGCGUCGCGGAUGGAGGAGGAGGCUCGCAGGAAGCAGGAGAAGGAGGAGGAGAAGAAGCGACGGACGGAGGAGCUUCAGGAUCGCGUGCCCCGCAUCGCGCUCGCCGCCGCUCCCGCGUCCUCCGUCGCCGCGGCAACCGCAUACCCGCCGGCCGCCGCGCCCAUCGGCAGCAAGAACAAGCGCAAGAAGCUCGACACUGGACAAGUGAACAGCGGUGGCGGCCGCGGCGGCGGGGAGGCGGUGGAUGAGUUUGGCAAGAUGCCGCUGGGGAAGGUUUCUCUGACGAAGGCAUCAAAGGCGAACGCUCAGUCGCACGCAAACUCCAUGGACAGCUUUGAUUUCUUACCGCUAAAAGGUACUACUCCUAACUUCAGCAUUUACAACAGCCUGGCCGCACCCACCAAGGCUGGAUCGUUGGCGAUGAUGACAAGCCCUAAACGCAACCAGAAACGCGAGGACGGAUGGAAAGAGGUCGUCAGAAGGUCAAAGAAAGUGUCUGUGCCGUCAGCGGCAGUGUCACGGGUGAUUGGUAAAGGUGGAGCGAACAUCACAGCUAUCCGUGAGGCGUCUGCUGCUAACAUCGAUGUUGACAAACAGAAGGGCACCGGUGACCGAACGAUCACCAUUAA
Molecule: messenger RNA, 3410 nt
Organism: Priapulus caudatus
Lineage: Eukaryota; Metazoa; Priapulida; Priapulimorpha; Priapulimorphida; Priapulidae
Product: ankyrin repeat domain-containing protein 17-like
Biological process (GO): innate immune response
Cellular component (GO): cytoplasm
Molecular function (GO): protein binding; RNA binding
Source: RefSeq, a predicted model, not a curated record